GGAAGUCUGUAAAGGCUGGUGCCCCAUGACCCCAGUCAGGAAAGCCCUGCAGGAAAUGAGUGGUGGACCUGAGGCAGCUGGGGAGGUGGCCAGGGCUGCCACUGCCUUUGCUAGAGCCUGCAUCAACUGAGGUCCUCUCCAGGGCAUUCAUCCGCACUUCCUUCCCCUGGCAUCUGGGAGGACCAGCUCGAUGACUGACUCCCCAUUCCCGGAGCUGUGGCAGUCCAGGGCGGUGGCCAUCCGCCAGCGGCCGGGCAUCGGGGACCAGCCCAAUGACUCCUACUGCUACAACUCGGCCAAAAACAGCACCGUGCUCCAGGGGGUCACCUUCGGUGGCAUCCCCACUGUCCUGUUCAUAGACGUCACCUGCUUCCUGUUUUUAGUAUUGGUAUUUUCCAUCAUAAGAAGGAGAUUCUGGGAUUAUGGCCGCAUUGCCCUGGUGUCAGAAGCAAACAGUGAGUCCAGAUUCCAGAGACUGUCAUCUUCCUGCUCAGGGCAGCAGGACUUUGAAAGCGAGCUGGGAUGCUGCCCCUGGCUGACUGCUAUCUUCCGCCUGCAAGAUGACCAGAUCCUGGAGUGGUGUGGGGAGGACGCCAUCCACUACCUGUCGUUCCAGAGACACAUCAUUUGCCUGCUGGUGGUGGUCAGCUUCUUGUCUCUGUGUGUCAUCCUGCCCGUCAACCUCUCGGGGAGCUUGCUGGACAAAGACCCUUACAGCUUUGGGAGGACGACCAUCGCCAACCUACAGACUGACAACAACCUCCUUUGGCUGCACACCAUCUUCUCUAUCCUUUACCUCCUCCUCACUGUGGGUUUCAUGCGGCACCACACCCAGUCCAUCAAGUACAAAGAGGAGAACCUGGUGAGGCGGACCCUGUUCAUCACAGGACUCCCCAGAGACGCGACGAAGGAGACUGUGGAGAGCCACUUCCGGGACGCGUAUCCCACGUGUGAAGUGGUGGAGGUCCAGCUGUGCUACAACGUGGCCAAGCUGAUUUACCUGUGCAAGGAGAGAAAAAAGGCAGAGAAGAGCCUGACCUAUUACACAAACCUGCAGGUGAAGACAGGCCAGCAGACCCUCAUCAACCCCAAGCCCUGCGGCCAGUUCUGCUGCUGUGAAGUGAAGGGGUGUGAGUGGGAGGACGCCAUCUCCUACUACACGCGCAUGAAGGACAGGCUGACGGAGAGGAUCACGGAGGAGGAAUGCAGGAUCCAGGACCAGUCCCUGGGAAUGGCCUUCGUCACCUUCCAGGAAAAGUCCAUGGCCACCUACAUCCUGAAGGACUUCAACGCCUGCAAGUGUCAGGGCCUUCAGUGCAGAAGUGACCCGCAGCCAUCCUCCCACAGCAGAGAGCUCUGCAUCUCCAAGUGGACGGUCAGCUUCGCCGCUUACCCCGAAGACAUCUGCUGGAAGAACCUCUCUAUCCAGGGCCUCCGCUGGUGGUUCCAAUGGCUGGGCAUCAACUUCACUCUCUCCUUGGGGCUGUUUUUCCUGACCACACCCUCCAUCAUCCUGUCCACCAUGGACAAGUUCAACGUCACCAAACCCAUCCAUGCGCUAAAUGACCCCAUCAUCAGCCAGUUCUUCCCAACCCUCCUCCUGUGGUCCUUCUCAGCCCUGCUGCCCACCGCCGUUUACUACUCUACGCUGCUGGAGUCUCACUGGACCAAGUCAGGGGAAAACCGAAUCAUGAUGACCAAGGUCUACAUAUUCUUGAUCUUCAUGGUGCUGAUUCUGCCCUCCCUGGGCCUCACCAGUUUGGAUUUUUUCUUCCGGUGGCUCUUUGAUAAAACUUCCUCUGAGGCCUCUAUCAGGUUGGAGUGCGUCUUCCUGCCCGACCAGGGCGCCUUCUUUGUGAACUAUGUCAUCGCCUCGGCCUUCAUUGGCAACGGCAUGGAGCUGCUGCGGCUGCCCGGCCUCAUCCUCUACACCUUCCGCAUGGUCAUGGCCAAGACUGCAGCCGACCGCAGGAACAUCAAGCAGAACCAGGCCUUCGAGUUCGAGUUUGGAGCCAUGUAUGCGUGGAUGCUGUGUGUCUUCACCGUGAUCAUGGCCUACAGCAUCACCUGCCCCAUCAUCGUGCCGUUCGGCCUCAUCUACAUCCUGCUCAAGCACAUGGUCGACCGGCACAACCUCUACUUUGCCUACCUCCCGGCAAAGCUGGAGAAGAGAAUCCACUUCGCAGCUGUGAACCAGGCCUUGGCUGCUCCCAUCCUGUGCCUCUUCUGGCUCUACUUCUUUUCCUUCCUGCGCCUGGGUCUGAAGGCUCCCCUCACCCUGUUCACCUUCCUGGUACUUCUGUUCACCAUCCUGCUCUGCCUGGCCUACACCUGCUUUGGAUGCUUCAAGCACCUCAGCCCUCUGAACUACAAGACGGAAGAAUCGGCAAAUGACAAAGGAAGCGAGGCAGGGGCCCACGUGCCUUCACCGUUCACGUCCUACGUGCCCUGGAUUCUGAACAGCUUGUCCUCGGAGAAAACAGCCCUGUCCCCGCAGCAGCAGCAGACCUACGGUGCCAUCCGCAACAUCAGUGGGACCGUCCCAGGGCAGCGCCUGGAUCAGAGCCCUGCGGACAGCGUGGCGGCCGCCCGCCAGGAGGCCUGAGGGUCGGGGAGCUGCCGGGCUGGUCCAGACCCAGGCAGUUGGGAGGGGAAGAGACACAGGCGGAGAAGUGGCUUGACUCCAACCUCAACCAAGUCAGGGCUGCUUUCCACCUGUUUUAAACACAACAGCUCUAAAAAGAUGGGAGCAGAAAGGGGCUCUGGCCCCUGGCUGAGGCGGAAGUGCGGGACUGCCAUCAGGUGGCCGUCUUUUCUAGUCCUGGCGGUGGUAAGGGGAGGAGGUGCAGCUCUGGACUCUCCCUUGCUUACCCGAGGCUCUGUUUAUUUCCAAGCCCCCCUUCUGCAUAAGUGCCCAGCUCUGUGGCCAGGAUGACGGCCCUGAUGCUUUUCAGCAGGAUCAUGUGUUGGCACCGUGUUGCUCCAACCCAUUAGUGUGGUGACUGUAUCAAGUAAGGGGGAGGUACCGUGUGGAAGACCUUCUCCCUCUGAGCCUCCAGACACCGCCCCCCUCCUCCGGGCACACACGCAACCGAUAACCAGAGAGUCUGCGGCAACCGCAGGCCCGAGAUGGGUGCCAGAUGAUGGUCCAGGUCCAUCCCAGCUUCCCCUUCUGGGUAUCAGGCCCUUCACACCCCUGCCCCCGCCCCCCAGGAGCGAGCUGCAGGGAACAGGACGGGAGCGGGCCGGUGCUGGGCCGCCACAGGCUCCUCCACAUGCCUGCCAUGGUUCUUUGUUUUUCUGUCACGUUGCCAGUGACACUGUGGCUGGGUCAGGGUCACCCGCAGCUGGCAGAGACAAUGCGGACCACUAAUAAAAUGCCCAUUCAGCCAGA
Molecule: messenger RNA, 3394 nt
Organism: Kogia breviceps (pygmy sperm whale)
Lineage: Eukaryota; Metazoa; Chordata; Mammalia; Artiodactyla; Physeteridae
Gene: TMEM63A
Product: transmembrane protein 63A
Cellular component (GO): plasma membrane
Molecular function (GO): nucleic acid binding; calcium-activated cation channel activity
Source: RefSeq, a predicted model, not a curated record